AUGCAUGAUGUCAUAGACCCCACUCACACCUCCUGUCCCAAGCCCUACACAGACCUCCUGUCCCAAGGCCCACUCACACCUCCUGUCCCAAGCCCCACUCACACCUCCUGUCCCAAGCCCCACUCACACCUCCUGUCCCAAGCCCUACACAGACCUCCUGUCCCAAGCCCUACACAGACCUCCUGUCCCAAGCCCUACACAGACCUCCUGUCCCAAGCCCCACUCACACCUCCUGUCCCAAGCCCUACACAGACCUCCUGUCCCAAGCCCCACUCACACCUCCUGGCCCAAGCCCCACUCACACCUCCUCUCCCAAGCCCUACACAGACCUCCUCUCCCAAGCCCCACUCACACCUCCUGGCCCAAGCCCCACUCACACCUCCUCUCCCAAGCCCUACACAGACCUCCUGUCCCAAGCCCUACAGAGACCUCCUGUCCCAAGCCCCACUCACACCUCCUCUCCCAAGCCCUACACAGACCUCCUCUCCAAAGCCCUACACAGACCUCCUGUCCCAAGCCCCACUCACACCUCCUGUCCCAAGCCCCACUCACACCUCCUGGCCCAAGCCCCACUCACACCUCCUCUCCCAAGCCCCACUCACACCUCCUCUCCCAAGCCACUCUCACACCUCCUCUCCCACACCCUAA
Molecule: messenger RNA, 648 nt
Organism: Oncorhynchus masou masou (cherry salmon)
Lineage: Eukaryota; Metazoa; Chordata; Actinopteri; Salmoniformes; Salmonidae
Exons: 2
Coding region: 1-648 (215 amino acids)
Source: RefSeq, a predicted model, not a curated record